AUGAGACAACCGCACAAAGACACCCGUCGGACUCUCCCCGUUGAACUCUGGUUAAAGGUCAUCUCCGAAGUCGAGAGUCGGGAAGACCUCAUUUGCUUGUCAAAAACGUGCAGCAACUUUCGAGAGGCGACCAAGGACCUUGUCGCCGACUGGAUCGCGGUGAUCCGCACGGAAGAGGACGCUGACCAGCUUGCGACGCGGAUCCGUAGGGAUCCCAGGUUCGCGCAGAGGAUCCGCGAGACUCGCGUCUUGCUUCCCAGAGGUCUCGGAUACGCACUUCCGAUCCCAGCGCAGAUGGGGCUCAUACUCGACGUUGUUGACCAGCUUCCUGAACUACUCACACUGCGACUCUUCGUUCGAUUUCCAGAACGAAUGACACUGCACUUCUCCCACGAAUUCUCUGCACCGCUGGAGCUACUUUACACGCGGCACCUCCCUCGGUUGAGAUGCCUCAACGCACCCAUCUUCGAUUUCAUCCAUUUCUACGCGUUUCUCCAGCUUAAUCCCCAUAUCGAAGAGCUGCAGGUACCGCACGACAGCCUCGGGCCCGGCUCCUUAACCAUCACCCUGCCAUCGCUCCGCUUCUUGACAUGCCAAUUCCCCAUGCUAGCCAGAUUAACUCCAAGCACCCGAACGUCGCCACCCGACACCGGCCCUUCACGCCUGAUAUGCGAGGCCCUAACCCACCUCCACCUCACGAGGGCAGCGGACGGCACCUUCGAGGAUGUCCUCAACACGCUCGGACAGCAGCUCGUCAGCCUCCGCAUGACGGAGCCAACCCUGGCCGGGUUCCUGAGCGGAGAGGCGUUCCCAUCCUCCCUCGUCCUCCUCCGCGCGCCCCGCCUCCGGUACCUUGAGCUGGAGUUCUUCAAGGGCUUGUUCACGCGCGCACGCGCCUGGCCACCCGAAAUCCAACACGAGGGGCCCACGGACCGCACCCACGCUUCGUUCCCGGCGCGCACGGCGGGCGAGCCCCUCACGCUCGCCUGGUGCCUCUCCAACGUCUCGGGUGCGCCGCUCGACUCUGGUGAUCUCCUCCGGUUCCGCCAGAGGUGCGAGCAGCGCGCGCUCUCGGUGUUGCGGAGCGCGGCGCCGCACGUCGGGUGCAUCUUGUACGGACACGAGGUGCUGACGGAGAAGGCCACGUUGGGCAAGCGCGGGCGACGGCUGGUGAAGGAGAGCCUUACGUACUUGCGGAGGGAUCAUUGGAGGACGGUUUGA
Molecule: messenger RNA, 1221 nt
Organism: Epithele typhae
Lineage: Eukaryota; Fungi; Basidiomycota; Agaricomycetes; Polyporales; Epitheliaceae
Exons: 3
Coding region: 1-1221 (406 amino acids)
Source: RefSeq, a predicted model, not a curated record